Messenger RNA from Elgaria multicarinata webbii, 942 nucleotides. RefSeq names its product transmembrane protein 158 (gene TMEM158). Bases 1 to 942 code for a protein of 313 amino acids. NCBI's taxonomy places the organism in Eukaryota, Metazoa, Chordata, Lepidosauria, Squamata, Anguidae. The record is from RefSeq and is a predicted model, not a curated record. The transcript has a single exon. Gene Ontology annotation, molecular function: peptide binding.
AUGCUGCUGCCGCUCCUCCCGGCGCUCUUGGCCGCCUUCGCGCCGUCCCUUCCCUGCCGAGGCUGGUCUCCCUCGGCUGCUUCGGACCGGGGGCGGAAGGAGCUGCCGCUGCCGCCUCUCAACUCCUCUGCCGCUCCCCGCUCCGCGCCAAAGACCUUCGCGGCCCGGGGCGCCCUAGUCACGGACUUCCAAGAAGAAAGGCGGGAAGCGGCGCCCGAGACGGCGGAGCCCCGCGCCACCAGUACGCCCGCGGCGGCGGCGGCCCCUUCGCCUGGGCCGCCCCGCCCCGCGCCUCAGCAGCAGCAGCAGCAGCAGCUCCGCGAGGACCCGCCGUGCAACAUCAGCGUGCAGCGCCAGAUGCUGAGCUCGCUGCUGGUGCGCUGGAGCCCGCUGGCCUUCCAGUGCGACCUCGUGCUCUUUUCCACCAGCGGCCCCCGCGGGCGCGCCUUUUUCUCGGCCGCCUUCCACCGCGUCGGGCCGCCGCCGCUGCUCAUCGAGCACGUCGGGCUGGCGGCCGGCGGCGUCCAGCAAGACCUGCGCCUUUGCGUGGGCUGCAGCUGGGCGCUGGGCAGGCGCGUCGGCCGCCUCCGCCCGGGGGGCUCCAACCCACCCUCCUCGUCGUCCUCCUCCGCUGCCCUCUUCUCCUCCUUGCCCGCGUCGGAUCACGGACAGCCCUGGCAGCAAGGGGAGCGGCUCCAUUUCUGCUGCCUGGAUUUCAGCUUGGAGGAGCUCAAAGGGGACCCCGGCUGGAGGAUGAACCGAAAACCCAUCGAGUCCACCUUGGUGGCUUGCUUCAUGACUCUGGUCAUCAUCGUGUGGAGCGUGGCCGCCCUCAUCUGGCCGGUGCCCAUAAUCGCCGGCUUCUUACCCAACGGCAUGGAGCAGAGGAGGAGCGCCGCCACCUCGGGAAGCACAUCUGGAACAGCUGCAGCCGCCAAAUGA